Molecule: messenger RNA, 237 nt
Organism: Haemonchus placei
Lineage: Eukaryota; Metazoa; Nematoda; Chromadorea; Rhabditida; Trichostrongylidae
Source: the annotation of a GenBank genome assembly
CUUAAAUGCUUACUACUUACUUGGAUAAUUUUUACCGAAUUUUUUUCCAUAAUUCGUCACCCUUGUGAAAGAUCCAGAGAUUCUGUGAUAGCGCAGUCGAUGGACCAGAUCAAGAUCGUUCGACUUUUUUGUUUUCUGUUUCAGAGGGUUGGAACGAGGAUUGCACAGAAUCAUUCAGAAGGCACUUUGAGAUCGAAUGGCUGUAGUUUCAGUGGGCCUCAGGAGGAAUUGAAAUGA